AUGACAAAAAAGAUUGGAACUAUAUUUAUUGGUGUUAUGGAGGGUAGGAAUCUGGUUGCAAUGGAUAGCGAUGGUCAUAGUGAUCCAUAUUGUGUGGUAAUCGUUGGUGACAAGAAAAAGAGAACCAAAGCAGUCAGACACAAUCUAAAUCCAAAGUGGGAAGCUGAGAAUUUUGAAUUUUCACUUGAUCCAUCGAUUCAUAAUGUUGUGGUAGAGGUAUUCGAUUGGGACAGAUUCAGUACGGACGAUCCAAUGGGUAUGGUUGUGAUCCCGGUUGCAUCGGUCAUCGACACCAUGGUCGAUACCAUAAAGUGGUAUCCACUGGUGCCGAUGAAGCAGGACGACAAGGUAUCGGGUGAUCUACGUCUGCGUGUCCGCUACGAAAAGGAGAAGGCCGAACAAGAGAAGAAUCCACUGAUCAAAGCUAUCAAGGACCACGAUAUCGUAGGUGUAGAACAUCUACUCUCCAAAUCAAAGACCGACAUCAACGUGUGCGAUGCCGAAGGUUCACCUGCAGUACACAUCGCCGCCACCACCAAUAACAUUCCACUUUUAAUGUUAUUACUAAAAGCAACUGAAUUAAAAAUAACAUCAAAAGAUCCACAUGGAAAUACACCACUUCAUAUAUUCAGUCAAAAGUGCUUAGUGUUGACUAAUGAAGAUCCAGUUACAAAGUUGAUUGAAAAAGGUUGUUUUGUCAAUACUGAGAAUGCAAUCGGUGAGAUUCCACUUCACAAAGCAUGUCUAUCGACUACACCAAAGACAGUGACGCUCGAAGUCUUAUUAAACAAAGGUUCAAAUAUUAAUCAUAAAACAAAAGCAGGUGAAACACCACUACACUAUGCAAUAAAGAUGGGUAGAAAUGAGUUUGUAAGAUUGUUGAUUCAACGUGGAGCAGACUUUAAUGUGGAGGGUGGCAAACCACCAAAGAAACCGAGUGAUCUCGCUCGAGAGUUGGGUCACACUGCCAUUCUCAAUAGAAUACAGCAGUCACAGGAGAUCAGUGAGUGGCUAUCCAAUCUACAACUCGAUGCACUCGUACCAACAUUUAUAGAGAACGAUAUGUUCCUCGAUGUUCUACCGGAUGUCGAUGAAUCCACCCUUGACAGUUUGAAAAUAACUGUAUCCGGUCAAAGAACAAAACUAUUAAGAGCUGUUAAGAAAUUGAAAUCUGGAUCAUUAUCUAGUUCAAAUUCAUCAUUCUCAGCAAGUACAUCUGGUUUAUCAGAGUCGAUGGCUUCUACUACCAUUUCUAUGAGUGGAAGUAUGAGAGGAUCAGCAAUCAACACUAGCAGUGGUAACUUAAAUAUCUCAUGUAACAACAGUGGUUCAACACCAAUAAACUUAAGUAGCAGCAGUGUAGAUGCAAUUAGCAGUAGCGGUAAUAAUAUAGUAAACAGCAACAAUUCAGAACCAAAAUUAAAUGGAAGCACCAAUUCAACUUCACCUGUGGUUGCUUCACCUAUAAAUGAUAAUAAUAAUAAUAAUAAUAAUAAUAUAGUAAAUAAUAACAAACCAACAACAACAACAACACCAAUAGACGAUAAAAAUAAUAGUAAUAAUAAUAAUAAUAAAAAUAGUAGUAAUGAUGAUGAUAAUAAUAAUAAUAAUACACCAAAAGAUUUAGAGAUACCAGAUGCAAAAGGAAAAGAGAUAAAUAUAAACUAUCAGGAUUUAGCACAUUUGAAGCAUACACAUUUAGAAGAUAAUACAUCGUGGGUCAUUGAUGAAUCCAGUCUUAAAUUCCUGAAUCUACUGGGUGUUGGUGCAAGUGGUAAAGUUUACAAGGGAACUUACAAUGGUACUGUAGUUGCAAUCAAAGUUUUGAAAGCUUUCACAGAUGCCAAAGAUAUUCAAGAAUUUAAAAAGGAAUUUCAAAUUGUUAGUGCAUUGAAAGCACCUGGAGUUGUAUAUUUUUAUGGAGCAGGUAUUAAAGAUAAAUUAUGUAUAGUUAUGGAAUUUUGUUCGAGAGGUUCACUAUAUCAUAUUUUGAAGGAUGAGACAGUACAAUUCACUUGGAAUAAUUUGUUCCAUCUCGCAGUGCAAGCCAUCAGCUCUCUCAAUUCUUUGCAUACAUGGUCGCCACAGAUCUUACAUAGAGACUUGAAGAGUCUGAAUCUGUUGGUCACCGAGGACUGGGUCGUCAAGAUUUGCGAUUUCGGUCUGUCCAGAUUCGACACUGGUAGUAACCUCGAAACGCUAGGCAAGCUCAGAGGUACCUAUGCAUACGUCGCACCCGAAGUCUACUUUGGUAACAAAUACACUCUGAAGAGCGAUGUCUACUCGAUGGGUAUGAUCAUCUGGGAGAUGAUCUAUCGUUGUAUCAACGGUGCACAUCAAUUCCCCUAUCAAGAGUAUCCGAAUCUCAAGUUUGACUACCAGAUCCUGAUUGCCUCGGCCAAGAAGGACAUGCGUCCAACGUUCCCGCCCUCCACUCCACAGUGUCUCGUCGAUAUCAUCUCCAAGACUCUUCUUAAGGAUUCAACUCUGAGACCGACCACACAGGAGCUCUACGACGAGAUGACCAAGUGCAGAAACGAAUAUCUCGCCAAUCAAGAGGAGUGGGAUGCCAAGAGAACCAUCCCAGAGCAACAAAAGUUCCCCAACAGCCAGCCACCCCCACCACCAACAGCAGCAGCAUCACCAGUUUCACCAGAUAAACCAGCGAGUGCAUUACCAGAUCAUCUAACUCGUAGUCGUUCCAAUUCAUCCCCUGUAGAGCCUUCUCUUCUUUUAAAGAAAUCAUCAAAGAAUUUAAUUUUACAUUAA
Molecule: messenger RNA, 2769 nt
Organism: Heterostelium album PN500
Lineage: Eukaryota; Evosea; Eumycetozoa; Acytosteliales; Acytosteliaceae
Product: ankyrin repeat-containing protein
Exons: 7
Coding region: 1-2769 (922 amino acids)
Biological process (GO): protein phosphorylation
Molecular function (GO): protein binding; ATP binding; protein kinase activity
Source: RefSeq, a predicted model, not a curated record